AUGUUGAAAAGUAAAAAGUCAUUCAAGUUCAAGUGCACCUCCCUCGCCAAGGAGCCUGACAACCAGCAGGGAGUCCACUUGGAAACCUACUCAUCAGAAAGGGAUUUGCAAUCUGCUGGACAAGAACCUGCAUGGGGCAAACAGAAAUUUCAGGACACUGUUGCCCUGGUGCAACCCUCCCCCUGCUUCAGUCCAAGAAAGUCAUCAACUCAAAUAUCUCUUUCAAAAAACAUACGCGUGAUUCAAAAGAGAAGCACCAUCAGAACUGGGGCCAGGGACUUGAAGAGAUUGUCUUCUGGUAAUAAGUUGAAGUCAGUUCCUUCAGUUAUUGUUACUCCAGCCAGCAGGAAGGUGAGCCAUGACCCUGUCUGGAUGACUGAACAGCCACCCAAAUUUCAGCACUCUGCCUCAGACAUUCAGCCAGGUGUUGAAGAAAUAUGUUAUGCAACACCAGCCACACCACUGAGCAGGAUUCAGCAAGAAAAUCUGACAAUUUCCUCACUGGAAUCAUACACUGACUCCAACAUGGGUCUAACUAGUGGUGUGGGGAACUUGAAUUAUGGAACAAUUGGAACAACAAGCAAGAAGAAAAUGUCUCUGCCUCAGUACCAUUCAUUCCCCAGUACCUGUGAGAAGAAAAGGAAUUCUGUCACUGUCAGUGGAAAAGUGCCACAAAUGUUGACCAAGUUGUUGAAUGAUGCUGUGGCAGCUGAGAAAACUUCUGCUACUGCAAGAAACAGCAGCUUUUAUUCAGGCAACAUUGCUGCCACUGGACACCCAGUGCCCAGGCCAUCCAGAUUCAAUUCCAUUGCAUCUGCACCACCUGCUUUCCAUCCUAACCAUCAGAUGGAUAUGCUGGAAAUGAGUGAUGGACAUUUUGAAGAUGGUCCCUUCAACAAGUAUGCACAGCAACCAAGUUUUUCUGGGGACUUUUCCUCUUUUCCUGAGCAACAGUUCCUCAACACAUCAGACAGUGGACAUGAUGUGGACAGGUGCACUAUGACAUGGGAUGUUCUUGUGGACACAGUGAUGCAGUUGAGGACAAAGAUGGAGAAGCAUGGGGACUACCACAAUGUUGCCAGCACUUAUUUCCUGCUUACAUACUCAGGACAUGGGUUCCCGCACUGGUUCCUCCCAAUGGGCUUUCUUAGGAAGGGCUUUUGGAUUGCCCUGGUGCUCAUUUUUGUUUACUGCAUGUUUGCCCAGAGCAUGCAAACAUGGGACAAUUAUAUGACUUACCCAAAGACUGUCUCUGUCUAUGUGAUGGAUGAGGACAAGGCAGACUUCCCAGCAGUCACAGUGUGCAACUUCAACAUGCUCAGCAAAUCCAGGCUUUUAUACCAGGAGAAAACAGACAGGACACAAUUACCCAGGCAACUUGAGGAUGUGCUGCACUUGGAAAGGCGGUUUGACAGGCUCCUGAGAAGGGUUGACAGUGGUGACACUUUCUUGAAGCAAAAGGACAUGAAUUUUUCCAGGAUUUGCACCAACAGCUACUUGAAGUGGCAGUCUCCAAAGGAUAAAAAGAAGCCCAGGAAAACAAACCCCUGUCAACUCAUUCAAAAGUUGGGAAGGGGCAGAUUUCCUGAACCAGUGGACACAUUCCUGAAAUAUCUGUGGCAAGAAGAAACAGGAUACAAUUGGACUGAUUCAGUCAUGCUUCCACAUCCUGAAGACGUGUUUCUUUGCAACGGAGAAACAUUCAUUGCCAUGAAUGACACAGCCUUAGCAGACAUUUGUGGGAAGUCGUUCUAUGACCCAGCUUCAAACAGGCCUUGCUUGACAUCUUAUUUGGAAUCCCAAGGAGUACCCCUCAAUGUACUUUGCUUCCCUCUGAACAGAAUUUGUGAUGGUUCAGAAGAAUGUGGGCCUGAUGAUGACAGUGAUGAGUCACUGUACUGUGAUGUUGACACUGGAAAACCAAAGUGUGACUCUUCAGAGAACCUGAAGGCCUGUGACAAUGAGAUGUGUUAUCAGAGCUCUUUGCGCUGUGAUGGCUUUGAAGAUUGCACAGAUGGCAGUGAUGAAUGGGAUUGUCAUGGACUGAAGUAUGACAAGUCAUGUGGCUGCUAUGUCAUCUGCCACCAAACUGACAUCUUAACUGGUUCCAUCAUAUUCUCUAACUCAAGCAGCAGUGAAACUGAUGCUAAUGACAAUAAUGGAGAACAAUGUUAUAGACUAAGCCCAUUUGAUGGAGUCUAUGAUGGGAAUGUGGAGAAAAUCAUGAUGAGGACCAAGACUGCUGGGGAACUCACAGAGGCCAGUUCUAUUCUGGCCCCAACUGUGGAGGAAAUCAAGAAAUUUGGAGUCAGGGGUCAAGACUUUAUUGUUUCCUGCUCCUUUGAUGGUGUCCCAUGCUCUUAUAAGGACUUCUACAAAUGGCAGAACCAGGAGUAUGGGAACUGCUUCACAUUCAAUAGUCCCUUAUUGGCUGUGGCAACUGGAGGUGAAGACAAGGUCUACAGAACAACCAAGUUUGGACACAGGUAUGGAUUGAAGCUCACCCUGAACAUAGAAAGAGAUGACUAUCUGUCUUCUGUGACAAGAACACAAGGAGCCAGGAUGCUCAUCCAUAAUAGAGCAGAAAUUCCUUUUCCAGCAGAGAAUGGCAUUGACUUGUCACCACUUCUAGAGACUUCUGUGGAUGUAAAAAGGGUAUACAACAUGCUUUGCCAUUCCAAAUUGGGGUCUACUAUCGAUCAACCAUAA
Molecule: messenger RNA, 2709 nt
Organism: Notodromas monacha
Lineage: Eukaryota; Metazoa; Arthropoda; Ostracoda; Podocopida; Cyprididae
Source: the annotation of a GenBank genome assembly